UCCACCCCUUUAUAGUACAAGGAGGUCUGUACUGUGCAUGUAUCUUUUUCUGUCUUUCUUUCUUCAUCUCACAAACACACACAAAAACACAUUCUCUUCUGUAUGAAAUUUAUCUCAUACACCCAGCUGUGCAUGUCUGAGUUUUCUGGAUGACAGGUGGACUGGAUGAGAUCAUGAACUGCGUACUCUUGGGUUAUUUUCUGCUGCUGUGGGUGAACCUCUCGGUCACGGCUGAUUAUAAAGUUCAACAGAACCCCAGGUUUUAUGGCGUCAAAGUAGGAAAGAAGGUGGGAUUUACCUGCUCUGCGUCGGAUCUCACCCUUGAGAAGUCAACAGUAAAGUGGUAUAAGAUCAAAAAAUAUGAAGAGGACAAACUGUACAGUGGCCUCAAUAAUACAUUUCAGGAUCCCAGAGUUAAAGAGAAUACAGGCAAAAUGCAGUGGCAAUUAGUCUUUAAUAUGGUUGAAGUAAAAGACAGCGGCAUUUACUACUGCAAGAUAAACGACCAAUGGGGGCCGGGAUCAGAGCUCCAAGUGAUCAGAGGAAACAAACCGGAAGUGAUUGAAUGGAGGAACUACAGGAAAGACAUCAUUAUUAUCCUCCAGGGUUUUCUCCUCGUAUUGUGUAUAAUCCUUCCCAGAGUCUGGUAUUACAGACUGGAGCAAAAAGAGGAGGCCAUAUAUGAAGAGCCUGAACAUGAUCACACAUAUGAGGGUUUGGAGAUCGAGCAUUGCGGAGACCUCUAUGAAGACCUAACUGCAUUUUCUCAAAACCCUGAUACCGAGGCAUCCUGGGAGAUUGAGUGCCCAGAACAGGAGUGAUGCAGAGAAUCACAUACAUGAUUCUAUUGGAAAAACAUUUUGUGAGGAUCAAAAUAUAAGUAUUACAUUACAGCAAUAUAUACUGUAUGCAAUAUAUAUAUAUAUAUAUAUAUAUAUAUAUAUAUAUAUAUAUAUAUAUAUAUAUAUAUAUACACAAAGUAUUUUUUUUUUGUUCACAAACCUGUACUAUGCUUAAUAUUUCUUUUCCACCUUCUCUAAAUAACAGUGUAUAUAAUAUAAUCAGCCUUGUACUUCCUUACCUUUGUAUUCUUUUCUUGAAUUAAACAGUAAGACAUGCUUCUUUUAAUUUCCUAAUUUUUCAUUUGAUGGUGCUGUGUAUAUGAAAACUGAAAUUCUUUUUUUCAACUUUUUUGUCAUUUUAAUGGAAAUGGAAAGGACCUGAGAUAUGAGAGUUGUUUCACCAGAAUAAAGACAUGUGGCUGUGUGUA
Molecule: messenger RNA, 1270 nt
Organism: Silurus meridionalis
Lineage: Eukaryota; Metazoa; Chordata; Actinopteri; Siluriformes; Siluridae
Gene: cd79b
Product: CD79b molecule, immunoglobulin-associated beta
Exons: 5
Coding region: 150-821 (223 amino acids)
Biological process (GO): B cell differentiation; B cell receptor signaling pathway
Cellular component (GO): external side of plasma membrane; B cell receptor complex
Source: RefSeq, a predicted model, not a curated record